CAAAUUGGCUGUCAACAUAGACAUCUAUUACAACCACAUGCCAAUGUGUAAAUUGAGCACCCAUUCAGUCAAGUGAAAGACCUUGUCCUGACUUUGACUCUGGCCUCCGCCUGUCCAUAUCUGCAACGUCGAUCAAUGCAAAUUUCUGAGCUGAUCAAACUGGCCAAGAGUAGCAGCCUACGCAGCGGCAGCGGCUCAAGAAUUAUUAUUAAAUUCGAUAUAAAUAAUAUUCGCAACCGCCGGGCCCCGCGAUCCCCUCCGCCGGACAGUCUGCUGAUUAAUAAAAGACGGCUGCCGUGGCAGAAGUUCCGAGAUGGCCCGCGGUGCUUAAAAAUUCUGAGGCAUCUGUCAAGUCGAGCGAAGGUGAAGGUUUCGCGCAGGCGCAGCAGGACCUGGUCUGCAGAUCUCGAGAUCUGGGGAUCUGGGUAG
Messenger RNA from Drosophila suzukii, 429 nucleotides. RefSeq lists its product as uncharacterized. The record is from RefSeq and is a predicted model, not a curated record. NCBI's taxonomy places the organism in Eukaryota, Metazoa, Arthropoda, Insecta, Diptera, Drosophilidae.